AUGACAAUAAAUAUGAACAUUAAAAAGCAUCAUGAUGAUGAUGAUGAUGAUGAUGAUGAUGAUGAUGAUGAUGAUGAUGAUGAUGAUGAUGAUGAUGAUGAUGAUGAUGAUGAUGAUGAUGAUGAUGAUGAUGAUGAUGAUGAUGAUGAUGAUGAUGAUGAUGAUGAUGAUGAUGAUGAUGAUGAUGAUGAUGAUGAUGAUGAUGAUGAUGAUGAUGAUGAUGAUGAUGAUGAUGAUGAUGAUGAUGAUGAUGAUGAUGAUGAUGAUGAUGAUGAUGAUGAUGAUGAUGAUGAUGAUGAUGAUGAUGAUGAUGAUGAUGAUGAUGAUGAUGAUGAUGAUGAUGAUGAUGAUGAUGAUGAUGAUGAUGAUGAUGAUGAUGAUGAUGAUGAUGAUGAUGAUGAUGAUGAUGAUGAUGAUGAUGAUGAUGAUGAUGAUGAUGAUGAUGAUGAUGAUGAUGAUGAUGAUGAUGAUGAUGAUGAUGAUGAUGAUGAUGAUGAUGAUGAUGAUGAUGAUGAUGAUGAUGAUGAUGAUGAUGAUGAUGAUGAUGAUGAUGAUGAUGAUGAUGAUGAUGAUGAUGAUGAUGAUGAUGAUGAUGAUGAUGAUGAUGAUGAUGAUGAUGAUGAUGAUGAUGAUGAUGAUGAUGAUGAUGAUGAUGAUGAUGAUGAUGAUGAUGAUGAUGAUGAUGAUGAUGAUGAUGAUGAUGAUGAUGAUGAUGAUGAUGAUGAUGAUGAUGAUGAUGAUGAUGAUGAUGAUGAUGAUGAUGAUGAUGAUGAUGAUGAUGAUGAUGAUGAUGAUGAUGAUGAUGAUGAUGAUGAUGAUGAUGAUGAUGAUGAUGAUGAUGAUGAUGAUGAUGAUGAUGAUGAUGAUGAUGAUGAUGAUGAUGAUGAUGAUGAUGAUGAUGAUGAUGAUGAUGAUGAUGAUGAUGAUGAUGAUGAUGAUGAUGAUGAUGAUGAUGAUGAUGAUGAUGAUGAUGAUGAUGAUGAUGAUGAUGAUGAUGAUGAUGAUGAUGAUGAUGAUGAUGAUGAUGAUGAUGAUGAUGAUGAUGAUGAUGAUGAUGAUAAUCAAUAUAUAAUAAUUAUAACAACAUAA
Schistosoma margrebowiei is the source of this 1089-nucleotide messenger RNA. The record is from the annotation of a GenBank genome assembly. NCBI's taxonomy places the organism in Eukaryota, Metazoa, Platyhelminthes, Trematoda, Strigeidida, Schistosomatidae.